CAGGAGAUGUAAAUAAACUAGUUUCAACUUGGAUUGUUUUUGUUCCCUGUCGCACUGCUUUUGGAAUUUUCUCUUUAGCUAUGAAUCAUUGAUUCUAGUUCCACAUGAAUACCGGAGACGUUACAAUGUCAGCGGCAACACGAUGUAAAAAGCGUUGUGAGAAUUAUUCGAGGAAAGACAAAGAAAAACUGCUCGAACUUGUGACGAAGAGAGUGGAUAUUUUGGAAAGUAAAGUUUCUAAUUCUAAUAUGAAUCUGCAGAAAGCCAUGUGUUGGGUAGAAAUUGCUAAGGAAUUCAACGAAGGGUCUUCGGAAUUUCGAGAUGACAGGCAACUGAAAGAGCUAUGGAAACGUAUGAAGUAUAAUUCCCGGAUGGAUUUAUUGCGAUUCAUAGAAAAAAGAAAUAAUUUGCGACCUGGAGAUAAACCUUUGGAUAGUUUAGAUGAGUUUACGCUUAUUUUAGUACGUUUGAUACCGGAUUACUUCCAAAUGGACAGCGAUCCGAAAGUUCGCCUCCAAUGUAGGGAAUUACUGUUGAUUGAUCCGAAGUUGUUUGAGCUUCGAGUCAACAAAAUUCAUGAAAUUCUCAACGAAUCAGAUACAAACGGAUCGAUAAAUAAUAGUAAUAGUAAUAUCACCACAACUACCACCACUACCACCACCACUAACAAUAACAAUAUUAAUAAUAUUAACUUUAACAAUAACAACAGUAACGAUAACAGUGUUAAUUUUCAGAGAAUAAAUGAAAAUAGUUCUGACGAGGAUUUAAAAGUUUUUAGUAAUUUGCAGCAUCAAGCUCUACAUUCUUUAGUUGACGGUUCACUUGAUGGAAAUUCUCAAGAUCAGCAGCAAAACUUAAUUUCGGAUACAAAUAUAUACGUUAGCUCCGGUCUCAGCAAUGAUACUGCUAUCAACAAACGGGCUGAUUCUUGCAACCCAUGCAACAAUUCUUCAGGAGCUAAAGACUUUGAAAAUUUUAGGAAGAGGAAAAUUCCACUUUACCGAAGUCUAUUAGAAGAAGAAAAUAAUGAAGAUAUCAAGAGACAGCUUUUAGAAAUGGCACAGAAAGAGAAUGAGAAAGAACUACUUCUUCUUGACAUUCAAGUUGAAUGUGAAAAACAACGAUUGAUAAAAGAAAAAAUUGAGGCUGAAAAUGCAGAGCUAAAACAGCGAAUGUUGCUUCAAAUACUAGAGAAUCAGACAAACCAAAGGAACUCCUACCCACCUUUAAUGUUCCAUUUAUGAAUGAAACCAAUGGUUUUUAAACAAUCAUAACCCAUGCCAGCAUGGAAAACAGACAGUAAUAGAUGAUGAUGAUCUGGUCAAGGCAAGGAAGCUUAUCAUGGCUUUUGUGUAAUAUUUGUGAAUGAUUUACACGCUCUUUCAUUUUUAUGUUUGGUCAUGUUUAAAAACAAAUAGCAUAGCAGCCCUCCAUUCACAGGAUUGUUGUUUAUUUUGUUGGAUCACCUAAAUGUGAUCAAACUGAACCUAAGAACACAAAAAAGCAAAAAGAGAAAUCCAACUAUAUUAGCUUUCAAAGUUCUGGUAAUUGAUAUGAAAUCUUAAUUCAUCCACUUUUCCAUAAUUUCAUGGGUUGGACAGUGUUGAUUGAGGUUGAUUUUCUAUGGCUGGAUGCCUUCCCUGUCACCAACUCUCACUUGUUUCCAAGUAAGGUAAUAUUUUCCUAUGGCCAGACAUGUUUUCACUGAAGAUUGGAAAUGCAUGACAUCACUUGUAUGAUGUUGAUGCUUGAUUGCAGCUGCAACACAAUGUUGAGACAAGAUGAAACACACACAUAUAUAUAAUGAGGUUUCUUUCAGUUUCCAUCUAUCAUAUCCACUCUCAUGGCUUUGUUCAACCUCAGGCCAUAGUAGCAAGGUGUCGUGCAAUGGAACUGAACCUGGAACCAUGUGGUUGGGAAGUCAACUCCUUAACCAUCCUCAGUCAAUAAUAAUUAAUAAUAUCUCCCUGACACUUGACAGUGCAACACUCUAUGAAGGGACUUGAUCAAAUUUUUGUUAAACUUGGUAAAUUUUCAUUCAUUAAGUUUUGUUAGUAUGUUACCAAUCAUUUCUCAUAACUUUCUGUUACUAUUUUUAUGUAGUGUAUGUUUGAAGUGGAAAUAUGUAGUCUUGUAUUAAGAUGUUGAAGAUUGAUUUUCUGACUUGGUGUUAUGUGGUGUCCUUGAGCUAAGCUUUUCGUUUCAUGCUGUUUCAUUUGAACACUUUACGGAAAAUGUGUACCAGUAGCACUUAGUGUUUUACCCUGCUACAGACUGGUGGUCUUGUUUAGGAGACAGUCUCAUAUUCUCAGCUGAAACAGUUUGUAGGCUCAGGAUAGACUUUAACAUGUUUGAUGUAUGUAUCUCAAUUUGAUUUACUGAUGUUAUGUUGAUAUUUUUUAUAUAAAAUCAGUAUAAAUUAUCUAUAGCUAAUAUAUUUGAUUGUUCACUGUAGGAUUAAAAUGUUAGACAUGUUGCAUUAUGCUGUGCCAUUUGUUUGAAAAUGGAAACUCCAUAAAAUUUUUACUCAUCGUAUGAUCUCAAACUCAAGGCUGUUCAAAUUUCAGCUGGUAUAAAAUAUGUCUUGCCAAGUUUUAUCAAACUCAUGGCUGCAUCAUGUACUCUUAAUGUAAAACAAACCACUCAUCUUGAGGGUUUUUUAAUGUCCCACCUAAGCUUUCUAAUCAUUUGAUACUUUCUUACAUUCUUAUGCUUAGUAAGUCUUAGAACUUCCGCUUAAUAUUGUAUCGGUGGUGAACUCCCUCUGAAGAUAAUAAGAUCUGCUCACUCAUCAAUUGAUAUUUCCAAUCUCAAAAGAUCAAGCAAUAGACACUAUCACAUUGGUGCUAUUUUCAUCAUAUACAACACUCUAACAGCUUGUUCAUCUUUCAUAUAUCUACGAGGUGGUAUCAAAGAGUUCCCAGACUAGUUAUGCUUAAUAAAAAAAAAGAUAACCUAUUUAUCUAAGUUUUAACAUCAUCUCCUUUGAAAUAGUCACCUUGUGUAGCAAUACACCGAUCCCAGUGUCCUUGACACUUUUGUAAUCUGGCCUGGAAGUUGUUUUCCAUAAGUGAGUCAAGGACUUUCUGCAGUUCGCUCUUGAUCUUGACAAUGGUGUUAAAAUGGCAACCUUUGAGCUGCAUUUUCAUCGUCAGGAAGAGAUGGAAGUACGCAGGUGCUACAUUUGGCGAAUGGGGUGGGUGUGGAAGUGAAACCAUUUUUGUUUUUGUUCAGAAACUCACAAGUGAGGAGAGCUUGGUGAUAGGGUGCAUUGUUGUUGUGAGGAAUCCAGUUCUUCACAUUCCAUAGAUCUGGUCACUUUCACCUAAUGCUCUUCCUCAAACACUUCAAAACAUCAUUGAUUGUCCUCUGACGAUCCUCAUGCAAAAACUGAUGAAUUUUCUCCACAUUUCUGGUGGGUGAUGCUCAUGGCAGGUCUUCCAGAUCGCUCAUCAUCUUCCAGGAAUGUUCUUCCACUUUUGAAGUGCCUGUGCCAUCCGAAACUUUGCGUAUGACCUAUUACCGCAUUACCAUAAGCUUGCCAAAACAUGCUCAAUGUCUCUGUAGCAGACUUCCCAAGUUUAACACAAAAUUUCACGCUGGCUCAUUGUUGCAACUUCCUGUCCAUGACAAAAAUUGCAGACUACAGCAUUCAAUUGAUCACAGUAACACAAAUUUCACAACUUGCGAAGUAAACACAGCAAUGUCAUUCAGCACACUGCUUCAUGAAGGUCACUGCUAGCUCUUACUGUGCACACAACUGUGUGCUGCCAUCUGUUGGUGCACAACAGAACUAGCCUGGGAACUUUUUGAUACCACCUUGUAUCAUUGUUUCAUCACAUUUUACACAUCAUGCUAUACUUCUAUCUGUUUUGUAAUAACAACAAAUUGUCAGCUCUCCUGAAGGAGACCUAUAACUAUUUGAAUAUUUGGCAAAAAUUCCAAAGCCCCACUUUACAGAUGAGCUAUAGUUCUGUUAAAUCUGGAACCAUACUGUGCAGGCCAUUAAAUGGUGGCUAGUAUAUACCAGUCUAGCCAGGGUUGUUCAACCAGAUCAUGUAGCAACAAAAUUUUCCCACAUCACUUUUUCCUAUCUUUGAAAUGAAAUUAGAUUUACGAGAGACCUACUCCUCUUAUGUCACUGGCUGGUGAGCCCUCAUUCUGAAGAAAUAUUCUUGCAUUUGACAUUAGCAAAAGAAAAUAAAAGAGGUUAAGUCAUGUUCCAUAUUAUAGCUAAACUGUAUGCUUGUGGACUCCAGCUGUAUUUUGUCUCUGGAUCUAAAGUUUCUUAUUAGAUUGUAUCAUCACAGCAUCUGUUAAUGAGUCUCUUCCUGAUAUACAUUCUAUCCCAAAAUUCAUUUAUGUUCCCCAUACUAUUCUUCCUGCACAUUGGUCAUUAUCUCUGAGCUGUGAGUUAAACCUCUGCCCAAGCUCUUUCCUCCCUCAUAUUUAUUGUUCUCUAUAUUUCUCUUAUUCUUCUGCUUGUGUGUUUCCAUAUUCACUGGCAUUCAUAUGCUUGUAUGUUAAAUGAUUCUCUCUACCCAUUUGUAAUUACUUCUGUAAGCCAUGCGAAACAGAAGAAUGAUUUACUUGAGCAUUAAAGCUGCUUUAUAAGCAACUAAUUAAUGCUGUUAACUGAAUGAGGAAAAUUGAUGCAUCUUGUCCGAAGAGGGCUCGACAGAUCAUGAAACAGUCUGGCAGGAGACUCUGUGACCUUUUCCCCACAAAUCAGUAGUAUAGAAAAUUUGUGUUCACAUUCUUGUUCUCAUUUUACUUGCAGUAAGGUUUUAUAACUUUUAAUUUAUUGCAGUUCUUCUGGUUUAUAUUGUGUUGUGCAUAAACAAACCAUCAAAAGCACAAGUAUGCAAAUUAGGCUAUUUACUAAUGUACUAGUUUAAUUCACGACUGCUUUAUAAGCAGAUGAUCUCUGCUUUUGAUUGGGGAAAGAAGAUGGGUAUGUUUUCCCUGAGGAGUGGUCAACAAACCACCAAACAGUCCAUCAGGAAACUAACUCUUAGUUUUUCUGUACAUCAGUUGUAUAGAAGGAGUGUUUUUACAUUAGGUCCUAUAAUUUGAGAAUUAUCACAUGUAUAUUAAUGCUAGAUUGUUUAUGCUGAGUGAGUAAACCUAUGAUCUAUUAUCAAAAGCUCCAGCUAUGACUGUCUCCAUCUUAGGGACUACACCAUCUAAUGCAUUCAUUUUCUGAUUUAAGACAGACAGGUGUGAGCUGAGGAUGAUUUGACUUGUUAUUUCUUAUAAACUAAAGGAAAACAAAGAGGAUACAUCAUGAGCUUGUAUAUACUGUAAAUGUAUGAAGUUGUGUGUGUGCAUGCAGACUUUUUAUGUCUGUAAUGAAAUAGUAAACAUUUGUUUUAAAAUAAGCUUGAAAUAUAGUGCAAAAAAAAAAACAAAACAAAAAAAACCUAAAUUAAAAUUCAUAUUUUUUUAUAUUUUAAUAAAGUUAUAUAUUUUAAUA
Messenger RNA from Octopus bimaculoides (California two-spot octopus), 5476 nucleotides. RefSeq lists its product as uncharacterized. The record is from RefSeq and is a predicted model, not a curated record. NCBI's taxonomy places the organism in Eukaryota, Metazoa, Mollusca, Cephalopoda, Octopoda, Octopodidae.